This is a messenger RNA of Anopheles moucheti, 2055 nucleotides long. RefSeq names its product aromatic-L-amino-acid decarboxylase-like. Gene Ontology annotation, biological process: serotonin biosynthetic process; amino acid metabolic process; catecholamine metabolic process. The record is from RefSeq and is a predicted model, not a curated record. The transcript has 5 exons. Gene Ontology annotation, molecular function: pyridoxal phosphate binding; aromatic-L-amino-acid decarboxylase activity. Bases 191 to 1657 code for a protein of 488 amino acids. Lineage: Eukaryota; Metazoa; Arthropoda; Insecta; Diptera; Culicidae.
CACACAGUCGGUUGUCGGUCGUAUUGGGGAAAAGCAAGGCUUUUUUUUAGUGUGUUUAGGCUUUUUUUUUGCAUCAAAACGAAGCGUCAUCUAUUGUGGUUCUAAAACAAAAAAGUGUUUCUGUUAACUUUUAUACAUUUUGCUUUUACAUUAUCUGUUGUUGCGUUUGUUGUAUAGCAUUAUUAUCAAGAUGCCUGUUCCCUGCGAAAAACGAACCGAAAUGCAGGCGCCAGAGUUCAAGGACUUUGCGAAGGAGAUGGUCGAUUACAUCUCCAACUAUCUCGAGAACAUCCGUGAAAGACGUGUUUUACCAACCGUACAGCCGGGCUAUCUGCGGCCGCUCAUCCCCGAUGAAGCGCCGCAGCAGCCGGAAAAGUGGGAAGAUGUGAUGGCCGACGUCGAGCGGGUUAUUAUGCCGGGCGUUACGCACUGGCACAGCCCGAAGUUCCACGCGUACUUCCCCACGGCCAACUCUUAUCCGGCGAUCGUGGCUGAUAUGUUGAGCGGUGCCAUCGCUUGUAUUGGUUUUACUUGGAUUGCUAGUCCCGCUUGUACAGAGCUAGAAGUGGUAAUGCUGGAUUGGCUGGGCAAGAUGUUGGACCUUCCGAAUGAGUUCCUGGCGUGUUCCGGUGGACAGGGUGGUGGUGUUAUCCAAGGUACCGCCAGUGAGGCCACUCUUGUUGCCCUGCUCGGUGCUAAGGCGAAGGCAAUGAAGCGUGCCAAGGAGGAACAUCCCGAAUGGGACGAUCAUACCAUCGUGUCAAAGCUGGUCGGAUACACAUCCAAUCAAUCGCACUCCUCGGUGGAGCGUGCCGGUUUGCUCGGAGGCGUGAAGCUGCGUGGCCUGAAAGCGGACGAUAACCUAAAGCUGCGCGGUGAAACGCUCGAAAAAGCCAUCAAGGAAGAUCUCGAAGCGGGACUGAUUCCGUUCUACGUGGUGGCCACGCUCGGCACGACCAACACCUGCGCAUUCGAUCGACUUGAUGAGAUCGGCCCGGUCGCCAAUCGGUACAACGUCUGGGUGCACGUUGAUGCAGCCUAUGCCGGAUCGGCCUUCAUAUGUCCAGAGUAUCGCUACCUGAUGAAGGGUAUCGAGACGGCCGAUUCGUUCAACUUCAACCCGCACAAGUGGAUGCUGGUGAACUUUGACUGCAGCGCCAUGUGGCUGAAGGAGCCGUACUGGAUUGUGAACGCGUUCAAUGUGGAUCCGCUCUACCUGAAGCACGACAUGCAGGGUUCCGCACCGGACUACCGCCACUGGCAGAUUCCGCUCGGUCGUCGCUUCCGUGCGCUCAAGCUGUGGUUCGUGCUGCGGCUGUACGGUGUGGACAAUCUGCAGGCCCACAUCCGGCGUCACUGCGGGUUCGCGAAGCAGUUCGAAGCGCUGUGCUGUGCGGAUGACCGUUUCGAGAUUUUCGGCGAGGUGCAGAUGGGUCUCGUGUGCUUCAAGCUGAAGGGCUCGAACGAGCUGAACGAGGCACUGCUCAAGCGCAUCAACGGUCGCGGUAACAUUCAUCUGGUUCCGUCCAAGGUGAACGAUGUGUACUUCCUGCGUAUGGCGGUGUGUUCGCGCUUCACCGAGACGUCCGACAUCGACUACUCGUGGAAGGAGGUGUCGGCGGCCGCUGAUGAGCUGCUGGCCGAACAGAAGAAGUAAACAGCGCGCUUCGAGCUAGAAGCUGAUCGCGCCUGUCCUCAUCCUCCUGUGCAAGAAUCGCAACCCUCGUUUCCUCCUCUCCUCGUUAAGUUUUUAACUAAUAUGAACGUUUAAUUUAUUUAUCAAACGAACAAAACAAACAUGAACACAUCCCGUACAACAAGUAUUACAGGGACCAGGGUGUACGGGAAGCGCUGGUGGUUCGACUACCACCUCGGGACUCAUUCGCGUGGCAAUCAAACACAAAUACCAGGCAAUAAUGAUAACGAAAACAAUAAAUACGAUACAAUGAACAAGUUAGUGAUGUUCUAUGCUUAUGAAUACCUUGCGACCGUAUUGAUGUUCGAUGUUAUACUGUUCUAACCGUUGAGCAGAUAAUAAAGUUUAAGGCAUACCAU